CCCCCCCCCCCUAAGAAAUAUGAAGGUGCAGAAAAAACAGAAUCUACCCAGGGAGUUACCACACGCGCUCGCGGAGAAUCCCCCUCUGGACGUCCAAACCCGGGACACUCUGCACCCGGUGGUGGUGGGGCAAUUCUGCGCUCGAUAAAAACAACAGUAAUCGUUCUCGGGGCAAACGGAGCAAUUCAAAAAAGGCACCCCCGUCCACACUCGCCGUGGACUUCACAAAUGUUAGGGGGCUCAAUUACAACAUCAACGCUGUCCACUACCCUUUAUUGAUUUAAAAAAAUGUUUUAGAGAUUGCGAAGCCGGGGUACAAAUUGGAACAUUCAUUUGUGCCGCGAGCGGGAGUUUGCGUGUACGUCAGAGAGGAUAUCUGUUCUCGUCGCCUCGGGACGCUUGAAGGAAGGAACCUAUCUAACCUCUAGCUGAAGAGGAAUUAAGCUUCCUAAUCACUGUCAACAUCCAUCUACGUAGCAUUCCCACCGCUGCCAGUUUUUAAUUAAAAUGCCUCGGCGCACGGUGCGGCGUCACACGCCCCGUCGUGCCGCGAGAACUAGUCCAUCACACGCGCUGGCUCAAUUCCCUAAACACAAUCCCUGGGCUCAGCUAAAGGAUGGACGAAGAUGGCAUAAAAGCUACUAUAAAGAAUGAAAUAACAUUGAGUAACAAACAUACAAAUCAUUAAUAAUAAUAAGCAAUAUCAUUAAACACCAAUACUAAUUAUGUUGUCUUUAAAUAAUAUAACUAAUAAUAGGACUUCAAAGAAAAUGUUUCUCCAUUUUGGAAUACUACUUCUUCUAUCCCAAGGACUCCUUGGUAAGAUAAAUUUAAUUUAAUUAAUUUUGUACUCAGUUCUGUGUAGUUUUACGAAGGAUACCAACACGACUCGAACAGCAAAUAAGAGUCAAAUACAUUAGGGCUUAAUUUUGUUGUAAAAUAACUAUUGAAACAAAUUAAAUUGGUCUAUUCGCAAUUUUUUUAAACUGAUGAUGUAACUGUUUCCAAAUAAUUUUAAUAUUUACGAGAAUUAUUUGAUUUCGCACCAUCUGUUUUGUUUCGCAAUUCAAUGAAUUCCUUCUUUCUUUCUUUGGUUUAGAAUAAUUGUUAUGCCGUGCCCGGGCACAGUAUAUUAUUCAAACAUGAAAAUGAAGCCGAAUAAAAUAAACUACGUUCACAGGCAAAGUAGUCGUUUCGGAAGCUAAAGAUGGAGACAGCCGAAUUGUAGGUGGCAAAGCUAUGCCCUUUCAGGCAUGGCUAACUACCAAGUUUCAAUUCGUGCUCAUAGAGGAAAGCAAGAAUGGCACAGCUGCGGAGGGUCUAUUUUAAACGAAGAGUGUUAACAGCAGCUCAUUGCAUUUAUCGGAAAAACAUGAAAGAAAUGUCAAUAGUCGUUGGUACUCACACGAUCAAUAAAGGCGGCGACCGAUACAAGAUUAAGAAAUUGAUCUCUCAUGAGAAGUAUUCAAGUGAGAGUCUAAAGAAUGACAUAGCCAUUGUACAGAUCGAAGGCAAAUUUAAAUACAGCGAUAAGGUUCAACCCGUUGAGUUGUUAAAUGAAAAGGUACCCAUUGGAAAGAAAUGUCUCUUGACUGGCUGGGGAUUAUUAAACUAUAGAAGGCAAACUGUACCAAACAAUCUUCAAAUGUUGGAGUACAAAACAAUAAGCAAUGACGACUGCAACAAACAAUUCAAACGCUUGCCUAGCCAGAAAUUAUUGCCCGUAGGCACUGGACAACUCUGCGCUAAAAGCCCGAACAGGAAAGGUGCAUGCUCUGGUGAUUCUGGAGGUCCUCUCGUCAUUCAGGACAAUAAGAACAAAACUGUUCAAAUAGGAAUCGUGUCCUGGGUAGUUUACUGCGCCAAAGACUUUCCUGAUGUUUUUGAUUCAGUCCACGGUUUCUACGAUUGGAUACAGAGCAAAAUUAAAUUAAUUACUUUUUUAAAUUCAAGAUGGUUAUUGGUUAUAUCUAAUUAAAAUAAAUAUUAUUUGAAAGAAGAAA
Pieris napi is the source of this 2003-nucleotide messenger RNA. RefSeq names its product chymotrypsin-2-like. The transcript has 4 exons. Gene Ontology annotation, molecular function: serine-type endopeptidase activity. Lineage: Eukaryota; Metazoa; Arthropoda; Insecta; Lepidoptera; Pieridae. Gene Ontology annotation, biological process: proteolysis. The record is from RefSeq and is a predicted model, not a curated record. The coding region runs from base 1301 to 1978 and encodes 225 amino acids.